Molecule: messenger RNA, 384 nt
Organism: Alternaria incomplexa
Lineage: Eukaryota; Fungi; Ascomycota; Dothideomycetes; Pleosporales; Pleosporaceae
Exons: 2
Coding region: 1-384 (127 amino acids)
Biological process (GO): transmembrane transport
Cellular component (GO): membrane
Molecular function (GO): transmembrane transporter activity
Source: RefSeq, a predicted model, not a curated record
AUGGAGUCGCUCGACAUGACACCCUUCGACGUCAACUGGGUGUUAAUUGGCUACAACCUCGCUUUCGCCACCAUUCUCCCUAUAUCUGGUGCCAUUGUCGACAAGUACGGACUGCGCUUUGGUUUCCUUUUCGGAACUGGGUUUUUGACCUGGGCGAGUGCGCUAUGUGCUGCAACGCCGAACCGAUACGGGCUCAUUGUUGGGCGGGUGUUUUGUGGCAUAGGUGCUGCAAUGAGCACGGCUACUGGACCUCCCAUCAUCACUCAUCUGUUCGCUGAUGAGAAAAAGCGUACGAAAGGACUGUCGCUGCUCAUUAUGUGUGGACCUCUAGGCAUGAUUUCCGGCAUGAUUCUUGGUGCACUCCUCGUCGGUCAGUCGCAAUAG